Molecule: messenger RNA, 528 nt
Organism: Staurois parvus
Lineage: Eukaryota; Metazoa; Chordata; Amphibia; Anura; Ranidae
Source: the annotation of a GenBank genome assembly
UCAGCGGUGUUAGCUGUCCGGGAGGCCCUGGAGCGGUGCAGGGCUGCAGGCUGGGGAAAGUUCCUGCUGGCAUUGGAUCAGGCCAAAGCUUUUGAUCGAGUCAAUCAUGAGUACCUAUGGCUGCUUCUUGGCAAGUAUGGCCUGGAGGGGGGCUUUAUCGAUUGGCUAAAGACCUUAUACAGAGGGGCUGAAAGCUUCAUGCUUGUGAAUGGUUGGAUUGGACGACCCUUUGAGGUUGGCUCAGGUGUGCGUCAGGGGUGUCCUUUGAGUCCUCUGCUAUAUGCGUUUGUAAUCGAUCCCUUCAUUCGGAGGUUAGAGAGCGGACCGUUGUGUGGAGUUCCUUUGGGCAUUCCUGGGGAGCCCCCUCUGAGGGUCGUGGCCUAUGCUGAUGACGUGUCUGUUUUCAUCUCCGGGACGCAGGAGGAGGAGGAGGUGGUCUCGGUGAUGGAACAGUAUGCUGAGGCAUCUGGCUCAAAGAUCAAUCAGGAGGGUCUCGGUGAUGGAAAGUAUGCUGAGGCAGGAAAGUGA